Bursaphelenchus xylophilus (pine wood nematode) is the source of this 1528-nucleotide messenger RNA. The record is from the annotation of a GenBank genome assembly. NCBI's taxonomy places the organism in Eukaryota, Metazoa, Nematoda, Chromadorea, Rhabditida, Aphelenchoididae.
AUGAAGGCUCUGACACUGGGAAAUGGAGUGGAAAUGCCGGUUUUAGGACUUGGCACCUUACAGGUAAUCGCUCUUAGGCAACAUUUUUUAUGAGCCAUAUCAAAAACAUUGUGCGAAAGCAGGAAGUGCGCCGUGCGUUGGCGACGAAUUCCGUGGACUGCGACACCGCGCGGAUUGCGACCCAAAAUGGGGUAAAGCGACCCCGUGGUGAAAAUUUUUUGAUUUUUGUCGGGAAAAACUUGGCUUAUGGGUUUUCGGGGGUGCUGAUUUCGGGAAUCGUGUUCGUUUUUUCUGAACUUAUCAAGCUCGCGACCUAGGUCAUGACCUAGGUCAAGGUGUUUGCCCAAAAAAACCCCGGAAAUGGACUCAAUGCUUGAUUAAGAUGGUCAAAAAUCCCAAAAAAAAAUAUCAAGCUCACCGAGAAAAAAAGACAAAAUUAUUAUCAAUACAUCAUUUUUAGUCGAGUUCCGAAGAAUGCAUGAAAGCGAUUCAUGCUGCGUUGGACGCCGACCACAGACUAAUUGAUACAGCGUCCAUUUCCAAAAAUGAAGAAGAUGUCGGGAAAGCCUUGGAAGCGUAUUUUGAAACUGGAAAGUUGAGCCGGAAAGAUGUGUUUAUCACUACGAGAGUGAGCUUGGACAAGAAAAUUGUAUUAUCAGUUUGUCGGAAAAAAUAAUGUGGAUUUGUCGCAAGAAAUGCCUUGCCUCGUCGCAAUAGCGCACCAAGUUUACAGCGGCGGCUAGAAAGUGAUGUUGAGCAAUUGAAAGGCGAAUCCACAUUAUUUCCCGGACAGACGAAUAUUUUCGAAACCUCGCCGUUUGGUAGCUGUAUAUUUCCCAUAUUUUAGGUGUGGAGCGAAUUCAAACCUCCCGAAGACGUCGAGAAAACGUUAAGAGAGAAGUUGAAGGCGUUGCGAACGGACUACGUUGACUUGUAUCUGAUUCAUCAGCCGCCAGAGCUUCUGGUAAGUGGAUGAUGUUACUCUAUGUGCACCGGAUCGUUGAAUAUCUCGUGUGAAAAAGAGAUGGGCAAUAUGUUUUUUCCCUCCUCUGACCGCCUUUUGCGCAUUCUCUAGGCCACAAAGGUCUUGGAAUAUCUCGGCUGUGCGUGCAAAGUGCGAGCUAAAAUUUCCAAGGCUUGACAUUUGGCGAGCGUUUGUUGUUUAGAAGUUUGCUGUAUAGAGAUGCACUGUAUUUUUCUUCUAAAUUAUUUAUCUUCCCGAUUCCAGCAAGAGUAUAAAGACACAACCCGCCUCGACAACACCUGGAAGGCCAUGGAAGAGGUCUACAAAAAAGGUUUGGCCAGGUCCAUUGGGGGCUCGAAUUUCUGUGAAUAUCUAGUUGAGAGUAUUCUGUCGAUCUGCGAGGUCCCAAUGCACAUUCUUCAAGUCGAACAGGAUUUCUUCUACAACGACGAAAUAUACACGGCAAUCGAGCUUUGCCAAGACCAAAAAAUCCCCUUAACUAUGUUUGCCCGUCAUAGAACGUCGGGAAUGAUGAGAGUGUUUUAUCAUGGCGAGCGAGGAUGA